AUGGAUUUAACAGUUGUUGUUUAUGCAAGUAAAGUGAUUAUACUCGGUUUCCAGUCUUUUUCAGUCUUCUUUGAUUGUGAGGUAAAGAGGGCUGCAGGUCUCUGGCUUAUUGAUGAGGCUGACAAAGGCGAAGAGGAAGCUACACUGCUGGGGUUUUGCAGGAAACCUCCAUAUCCUUUUCAAGUUCCAAAAUUCAAGGAAAUAACGCUAGUGUGCAUUUUGGUCUACACAAGCACCCUCGGAAAUUGCGGGUUAGUGUGGACUUUGAUGGCCAAUCAUCCGGGAAGCUUUUGCAGCAUAACAUUGUUGCUCUUGGUGUUUAAUCUUCUGUGACAGAUUUUUAGGGCAUCCUCAACUGGCGGAUCAAAACAAAAUUAACCCAAGAUUUUAGUUAUAGAAACUCUCCAUGGAAUUACCCAAAGGACGGGAAAUUUGCAGAUUGUGAACCAGAUGAUCCACUCUUUAAUCUCAAUUCAAAGAAAUCACUCAAUAGGUUGGUAACAUAUACUCUGAUCAUACCAAUUAAUGACAUGAAACGUCAUUGGCUAAUAGCGAAACAUCAUUUGGAUUAGAGACAUUUUGAUAAAAUGUAAUAUUAUUUUAUAUGAAAUAUAAAUAAUACUUAUCAAUA
Molecule: messenger RNA, 631 nt
Organism: Gossypium raimondii (Peruvian cotton)
Lineage: Eukaryota; Viridiplantae; Streptophyta; Magnoliopsida; Malvales; Malvaceae
Exons: 3
Coding region: 1-333 (110 amino acids)
Source: RefSeq, a predicted model, not a curated record